Messenger RNA from Aspergillus mulundensis, 1764 nucleotides. Its product is annotated as putative mRNA splicing protein (Prp39). The transcript is spliced from 4 exons. The coding region runs from base 1 to 1764 and encodes 587 amino acids. Gene Ontology annotation, molecular function: protein binding. Gene Ontology annotation, biological process: mRNA 5'-splice site recognition; RNA processing. Gene Ontology annotation, cellular component: commitment complex; U2-type prespliceosome; U1 snRNP. NCBI's taxonomy places the organism in Eukaryota, Fungi, Ascomycota, Eurotiomycetes, Eurotiales, Aspergillaceae. The record is from RefSeq and is a predicted model, not a curated record.
AUGGCAGACUACAACUACGGUGGUUCGGAGGAGGAGAACACAGAGAUCAAGAAGCUUGAAGCUGAGCUGCUCGACGAUCCGGAUAGCUUCGAGACUUGGGAGCGGCUCGUCCGAGCUGCAGAGGCCCUCGAGGGAGGUGUCAACCGGAACUCCAACCCGCAAGCGAUCACCACAGUGCGCAACGUUUACGACCGGUUCCUCGCAAAGUUCCCGCUGCUGUUUGGAUACUGGAAGAAAUAUGCCGAUCUGGAGUUCUCCAUCACAGGAACCGAGGCCGCGGAUAUGGUCUACGAACGAGGUAUCGCAAGCAUUUCCUCCUCCGUCGACCUAUGGACCAACUACUGCACCUUCAAAGCGGAGACAUCUCACGACACAGAUAUCAUUCGAGAACUGUUCGAACGAGGAGCGAACUGUGUCGGAUUAGACUUCCUCUCGCACCCGUUCUGGGACAAGUACAUUGAGUACGAGGAACGUGUCGAGGGGUUUGAUAAGAUCUUCGCAAUCCUGGCCCGUGUCAUUGAGAUUCCGAUGCACCAGUAUGCCCGCUACUUCGAGCGCUACAGGCAGCUUGCGCAAACACGUCCUGUGACGGAGUUGGCACCCGCCGAUGUCGUGUCCCAAUUCCGCGCCGAUCUGAACGCCGCUGCGGGACUUGUCGCUCCUGGCGCAAAGGCCGAUGCCGAGAUUGAGCGCGAUCUGCGUCUCCGCCUGGACGGAUAUCACCUCGAGAUAUUUUCCAAGACACAGACUGAGACGACGAAGCGCUGGACAUACGAGUCGGAGAUCAAGCGCCCGUACUUCCACGUCACUGAGCUGGAUGAAGGCCAAUUGGUCAACUGGCGAAAGUACCUCGACUUUGAAGAGGCCGAAGGUUCAUACUCUCGAACUCAGUUCUUGUAUGAGAGGUGUCUUGUGACAUGUGCUCAUUACGAUGAGUUCUGGCAGCGGUAUGCUAGGUGGAUGUCCGCUCAACCUGGGAAAGAAGAGGACGUGCGGAAUAUCUACCAGCGCGCAAGCUAUCUCUAUGUCCCCAUUGCCAACCCAGCGACUCGUCUCCAGUAUGCCUACUUUGAGGAGAUGUCUGGGCGAGUGAGCGUGGCCAAGGAGAUUCACGAAGCUAUCCUCAUCAACAUCCCCAAUCACGUCGAGACUAUCGUCUCUCUGGCCAACAUGUGCCGUCGUCACGGCGGCCUUGAAGCCGCCAUUGAAGUCUACAAGUCACAGUUGGAUUCUCCCGCUUGUGAACUAGGCACCAAGGCCGCGCUUGUGGCUGAGUGGGCCCGGUUGCUGUGGAAGAUCAAGGGCUCGACCGAGGAGGCUCGCCAGGUCUUCCAGAAGAACCAGCAAUACUACCUGGCCAGCCAGCCAUUCUGGCACAGCUACCUUACGUUUGAGCUGGACCAGCCUACAAGCGCCGCCACAGAGAAGGCCCAAUACGAGCGGAUAAAGCAGGUGGUUGAGGAUAUCCGUUCGAAGAGCGCUUUGUCUUCAGGCGUCGCGAGGGAGCUUGUCCAGAUCUACAUGGUAUACCUUCUCGAGCGUGGUACUAAGGAUGCUGCAAAGGAGUACAUGACCCUUGACAGGGAAGUCCACGGGCCCGCGUCCGUCUCCAAGGCGAAGACAGGAGGCACAGAACCCACGCCUGCGCCCGCUGCACCUGCUACAGUCACCCCGGCCCCGCCCGUUGCCCCUACACCCGAAGCCAACACCUACAACUACUAUCCUCAGCAGACUCCUGUUAACGGUGGCUUUCCGAGCGCUUAG